Messenger RNA from Dryobates pubescens (Downy woodpecker), 1063 nucleotides. It is a transcript of the gene SOX21, whose product is annotated as SRY-box transcription factor 21. The coding region runs from base 87 to 932 and encodes 281 amino acids. The record is from RefSeq and is a predicted model, not a curated record. NCBI's taxonomy places the organism in Eukaryota, Metazoa, Chordata, Aves, Piciformes, Picidae. Gene Ontology annotation, molecular function: RNA polymerase II cis-regulatory region sequence-specific DNA binding; DNA-binding transcription factor activity, RNA polymerase II-specific. Gene Ontology annotation, biological process: cell differentiation; anatomical structure morphogenesis; regulation of DNA-templated transcription. The transcript has a single exon.
GCGAAGAAGAGGCGGGAGAGGCUACCAGAGGAGGUGGCCACUAGCGCGGGGCGAGCGGCGGCUCGCCGGGGCGGCAAGGGGACACCAUGUCCAAGCCGGUGGAUCACGUCAAGAGGCCAAUGAACGCGUUCAUGGUGUGGUCGCGGGCGCAGCGGCGAAAGAUGGCCCAAGAGAACCCCAAGAUGCACAACUCGGAGAUCAGCAAGCGCCUGGGCGCCGAGUGGAAGCUGCUGACCGAGUCGGAGAAGCGGCCCUUCAUCGAUGAGGCCAAGCGGCUGCGGGCCAUGCACAUGAAAGAGCACCCCGACUACAAGUAUCGUCCCCGGCGGAAGCCCAAGACGCUGCUCAAGAAGGACAAGUUCGCCUUCCCUGUGCCCUAUGGGCUGGGCGGCGUGGCGGACCAUGAGCACCCUCACGGGCUGAAGGCAGGCGGGCUGCACGGCGGGGCGGCCGGUGGGCUGAUGCCCGAGUCGCUGCUGGCCAACCCUGAAAAGGCGGCGGCUGCUGCUGCUGCCGCCGCCGCCCGCGUCUUCUUCCCCCAGUCGGCUGCCGCCGCUGCUGCCGCCGCCGCCGCUGCCGCCGCCAGCAGCCCCUACUCCCUGCUGGACUUGGGCUCCAAAAUGGCCGAGAUCUCCUCCUCCUCCUCUUCCUCAGGCUCGGGGCUACCCUACGCCUCCUCGCUGGGCUACCCCGGCGCCGGCGGGGCGGGCGCCUUCCACGGGGCCGCGGCUGCCGCGGCCGCCGCCGCGGCCGCCGCCGGGGGGCACACGCACUCGCACCCGUCGCCCAGUAACCCGGGCUACAUGAUCCCCUGCAACUGCAGCGCUUGGCCCGGCCCGGGGCUGCAGCCACCGCUGGCCUACAUCCUUCUGCCGGGCAUGGGCAAGCCCCAGCUGGACCCUUACCCCGCAGCCUACGCCGCGGCCCUAUGACCCGCGGCCGGAGGAUGCCCGCGUAAAGCCCCGGCCACCGACUAGAUGGGUACCGGUGCAUACGUGCGGCCGGGAAGGGGAGCAAGCCGCCGCCGGAGCCGCGAAGUGGGGACUAGGGUCGAGGCUGGGGC